Molecule: messenger RNA, 330 nt
Organism: Entamoeba histolytica HM-1:IMSS
Lineage: Eukaryota; Evosea; Mastigamoebida; Endamoebidae
Exons: 2
Coding region: 1-330 (109 amino acids)
Source: RefSeq, a predicted model, not a curated record
AUGUCACGAAGAGAUGGUCGUGAUGAAGAAAUAGAUUUUGGUGAACAGGUUAUGAAUGCAGAAAAUGAAGAAAGACUUGCUGGGUUAACUGACUCAAUUGCUCAAUUAAAAACAUCAGCAAAUUAUUUAAAAAACAAAGUUGAAAGUGAUGGAAAACAAAUUGAUGAAAUGCAAAAUCAAAUGGAUGACUUAAUGGAAUUUUUAAAUUCUGUAAGACAGAAAUUAAAGAAAUUAUUUGGAACAACAGGAAUGGGUCAUUUAUUAGUUUUAGUUAUUGGAGGAAUAGGAAUUCUUGUUGUGAUAUAUGUCGUAGCAUUUAAAUUGAAUUAA